AUGAAGAAAGAAUCUUCUACAGCAGCACCCCAGCGGUUUGAAACGUUGCAACUUGAUGCUGGGUCAGGAGCCCUUUUUCUAGUUAGCAGCGCAGUUCCCAUCUACACCUGCGCGGCCUUUGCGUUCAACAAUUCCCAGCAUGGAGUCCGCUUGUUGAACCUCACCGAGUUCGGCAAUAUUUACAGCCGCAUCACCAACCCCACCGUCAGUGUCUUCCAGAAUCGAAUGGCCGCCCUUGAGGGAAGGGACAACAUUGUCGCCUCCUCUACUGUGCACGGAGGUACAUACCAUCAAUUCAAGGUUCUGGCGCCACAGCUGGGCAUUGAGUGUCGCUUCGUCGCGUCCAAUGAGCCGGAAGAUUUCCGAGCGUUGCUGGACGACAAGACAAAGUUCAUCUUUGUUGAGAGUAUCAGCAAUCCUAGAUACACCGUGCCGGACUUUGAAGCUCUAGCCGACAUUACUCACUCCCAUGGAAUACCAUUAAUUUGCGACAACACCUUUGGCUGCGCCGGGUAUUACUGCCGUCCGAUUGAACACAGAGCGGAUAUCGUAGUCCAUUCGGCAACGAAAUGGAUUGGCGGACAUGGAACCACUCUCGGUGGUGUUAUUGUGGACGGAGGAACUUCCGACUGGGGCCGCCAUGCAGACAAAUUUCCUCAAUUCCACGCAGACGCGGCCAAAGAGGGCAGUGGUGAGGUCAGCCUGUGGAAAAUGUUCGGGCCACGGGUCUUUGCCAUACGUUGUCAGUUCGAGGUGCUCCGAGAUAUUGGCAGCACUUUAAGCCCUCAGGCUGCACAACAGCUGCUCAUUGGCCUCGAGUCGCUCGCCGUUCGAUGUGAUCGCCACACAGCCAACGCGGAAGCCUUGGCCGCGUGGCUGGCACAGCAGCCGCAGGUAGCGUGGGUGCGCUAUCUGGGUGACCCGGGCCAUCCAUCCCAUCGCAAUGCCAGCAAGUAUCUGCGACAUGGAUACGGCGCUGUCUUCUCGUUUGGCAUCAAAGGAGGAAAGAACGCCGGUUUCCGACUAUGCGAUGGGUUUCAAAUGAUCAUCAAUACGACCAACCUGGGCGACUCCAAGACUCUCGUGGUUCAUCCUUGGACGACGACACAUCAGCAAUUGACCGAUGCUGAGCGUUUCGACUCUGGUGUCACAGAAGACCAUAUCCGCCUAUCCGUUGGGAUCGAACAUCUCGAAGACAUCAAGGAUGACUUUUUGCUGGCUUUUUGA
This is a messenger RNA of Aspergillus lentulus, 1227 nucleotides long. NCBI's taxonomy places the organism in Eukaryota, Fungi, Ascomycota, Eurotiomycetes, Eurotiales, Aspergillaceae. The record is from RefSeq and is a predicted model, not a curated record.